Guillardia theta CCMP2712 is the source of this 828-nucleotide messenger RNA. RefSeq lists its product as hypothetical. Gene Ontology annotation, cellular component: plasma membrane. The record is from RefSeq and is a predicted model, not a curated record. The coding region runs from base 1 to 828 and encodes 275 amino acids. NCBI's taxonomy places the organism in Eukaryota, Cryptophyceae, Pyrenomonadales, Geminigeraceae. The transcript has 9 exons.
AUGUCGAGCCUGACUAACGCGGGAUCGAUGCAGGGCGACUAUGAGCCAGCGGAGAUAGAGAUAGCAAUGUCGAUGGCAACGAUGAUGUUCAUGGUUGCUGAUGAUGAUGAUGUUGAUUGGGAAAAUACAAAGCACUUCCUUCUUAUCGGGUUUCUCGGCAUGUUUGUCGGAGCGAUUGUGUUCUACUAUCUCUCCAUGAACAAGAAGGAGAAGAAGCUACAUGAAACUCUCAUGUUUCUCGUUGCUGUGACUUCUGCCGCUGCCUACUACCUCAUGUGGAGCGGCUUCGGAGUCGUGAAGAAGACAGACUCAGCAGGCAAGGAACGCCUCGUCUUUUUCGCACACUUCAUCGAGCGUCUUCUCACUACUCCGCUCCUCUUGUACUCCAUCUGCGACCUGACCAACGCGGCCAAGGGAGAGACUGUGAUGAUCCUCGGCCUUGACAUGCUCAUGGUGGCCUCUUCUACCAUCGGAGCGACUCAGCUUCGCCCCUGGAAGUGGUUCUGGUGGACUGUCGGGAUUGCCUUCUUCGUCUUGUUGGCGCUUCAGGUGUGGUCGUUGUAUAGCAAAGCAAAGGAGUCUGGCAACUCCUACGCAGCGGGACUUCAGGUGUUGGUCAUGAUCCUCCUCGUCUCUUUCAUCGUCUACCCCACCGUCUGGGUGUUGGGAGAGGAAGGGCUCCAGGCUAUUUCCAUCAACAUGGAGUCUGGCUUGUACGUUCUUGUCGACCUCGUCUCCAAGAUUGUCUUUGGUCUUUACUUGUUGUUUGCUGUGCUUGGCAGCGAGGAGCAGGACUCAGAGGGAGCCGAGAAGACUUCCCUAGUCUAG